CUUCUUUGCAGGUCCGUCGACAUGUUACAGGUACCGCUGCCCCUGGACCGCGAUGGGAUCCUGUUCCGGCUCCGUUUCACCACGCUGGCUGUUGGCACCGUGUUCUGCCCGCUGUUUGGUUUCCUUUUCUGCGUGAUCUGGUCUCUGCUGUUCCAUUUCCAGGAGACGACAGCCACCCACUGCGGGGUCCCCAACUACCUGCCCUCCAUCAGCGCCGGGGUCGGGGGCGAGACCCCUCAGCGCUACGUCUGGCGGCUCUGCAUCGGCCUCCACUCGGCGCCCCGCUUCCUGGUGGCGAUCGCCUACUGGAACCACUACCAGAGCUGCCGCUGCACGCACCCUCGCUACCUGCGCCUCUGCCACUUCAACCUGCUGCUCAACCUGCUCGAAAACUUCGCUCUCCUCGUCCUGACCUACGUGUCCUCGUCGGAGAACUAUGCAAUCCACGAAAACGCCUUCAUCGUCUUCAUCACGUCGGCUUUGGGCCACAUGCUGCUGACGUGCGUCCUGUGGAGAAUGACUAAGAAACACACAGUAAGUCCCGAGGUACAGCACCUUUCCUUUCUUCUGCGCGCUGGGCUGGGCCGGGCUCUCCGCUGGCGGUGCAAGGGCUUUGCCUGUCUGCGCCUCCGAAACGAGCACAGCCGGGUGGUGAAUCAGAUCCGCCAGCAGGUGGAACUGGCUCAAGGGAAUUAUGGUCAGCAGAAUUCAUGAUUUGACCCCGUUUACUGAAACAAACCAGGGAAGAACGUUUUAAUUCCCGUUCGCACUUAGAGCUGGUGCUGGAAGCGCUGCCCGGCUAGUGUCCCUCCUGGCCGUGGUUUGCCGGCCCCGCUCCCUUGCCUGGCGGCGCCCGUUUCGGAGCUGAACCUGGCUCUCCGUGCUGGGGAGCGG
Molecule: messenger RNA, 894 nt
Organism: Struthio camelus australis
Lineage: Eukaryota; Metazoa; Chordata; Aves; Struthioniformes; Struthionidae
Source: RefSeq, a predicted model, not a curated record